AUGUCGUAUAGAAUCCUCGAAACCCUCACGAAGCGCGCGCCGUCCUGGGGCUGGGUUAUCUACCGCUGUUCCUACAAGGACGAGAAGCUAUGGACCAACUUCCUAUCCGAAUGGGAUAACGCUAUCCACGAAUCUAUUUUCCCUAUCGAGGAAGAAAAAUACCUCCCAUUAAUGGAUCUGAAAAUAGUUGAAGAUCCUUCUCUCGAGGGUGCUAGCAAAGAGUCCAUCUGCGAACGUCACUACGCCUGGGUAAAAUCCGAGGGAUGCGCUGUUGACUGGACUAAAAGACAUAGUGAGGAAAAUAAUUGGUUCCCUUCACCUCGUUAUCAGUUUGCUGUCCAAGUUGAUAGAGCUGCGUUAUUGAGUGCGUCAGUCUAUCGUGGAAAGCCUCCCGGGGAUAGUGUGGGGAAAUCCUAUGCCAAUCUGCUGUUUGCAACGAAGUAUAUGGGUAAUGAAGGUGCUGGGGAGAGAUCUGGGGAUCGUCCCUGGGUGAAUAAUCGGUGGUGGAUGAAGUCGGAGCUAUAUGGGUUGCCUGUAUAUGCGUACCACGAACUGACCACGACGAAGAGGUGGUAUUGGGUGUAUCAGGAACCGCCGCGGAUAGCAGGGCCCCAUGGUGACGAUUACCCGUGA
Messenger RNA from Nannizzia gypsea CBS 118893, 633 nucleotides. RefSeq lists its product as hypothetical. The coding region runs from base 1 to 633 and encodes 210 amino acids. The transcript has a single exon. The record is from RefSeq and is a predicted model, not a curated record. NCBI's taxonomy places the organism in Eukaryota, Fungi, Ascomycota, Eurotiomycetes, Onygenales, Arthrodermataceae.